Pyrenophora tritici-repentis Pt-1C-BFP is the source of this 4623-nucleotide messenger RNA. NCBI's taxonomy places the organism in Eukaryota, Fungi, Ascomycota, Dothideomycetes, Pleosporales, Pleosporaceae. The record is from RefSeq and is a predicted model, not a curated record.
AUGGCUCUCAGUUAUCGAUUAGAGCUUCUCUCGCUCAUGAUCCAUCGUGUUGGGUCCUCAAUACCCACCGAGAUUUAUGAGGAUCUCUGGGAGUACACCAUCGGUACGCGUGCACUCUCAAACGACGCCCGGGAUUCUGCAUGGAAGCAGUUACUGCAAACGAACAAAUCGGCCCCGAACAACGAAUACUGCAGACGACUCGUCUCUUCGCAUCUACCCAACAUGGAACCCAAAUUCUACACCCAUGCCAUGUUCGAAUUCGUCGAAAACUACAGUUUCCCUACCACUCAUCAUGUCGUGGAGACGGAUGAUGGGGAGAACACGGUAUUGCAGAUUCCUGGAGCCGAGUUGCUCUGGCCUAUGAUCCUUUCUUCGCCAGAGGGUACGAUUGAAGACUGCGCUGCACGUCUACUCGCAGCUCGUUAUGUGCAGAUUGACGAAGCCGAGGGCGUCACGCUGGGGGAUGUAGAGGCAGCCCAUGUUAUACUUGUCGAGAAGUGCAUGCAAGAGAUUCGAUCCGCAUGUAAGAUUCUAUUUGAGUACUUGAGCUUCUUCCCAGCCCCAAGCUCUAUUGUAGAUAGCGUCAUGACCGACGAAGCACAGUCUGAAGACCUUUUCCCACCAGGAAAGUUCUUCCAGGCACGGUACGCGGCACUCGCCCUUCAAGCUAGAUUGCAAGAGCAGAUACGCUAUUCGACCCUUGAUGAGAAGUUUGUAACAAAGGCCAUACGCCACCUGGAUGCAGCACUUCUGAACACUACCCUCAUCGCUGAAAAGAUUGCGAGCUUGCAAGAGCGUCGAUUAGCAACAGUCCUUGUCAACGUCCUAUUGGAGUUUCUCAGAGGUAAGUACCACGUCGGUAGCUUUGUUGCCAUUGCCAACGUCUUAUGCGAAGCAGAGCGACCCUCCGCUGAGACAUCGGCUACCUACUUUUCCGACGGAGCACGACUCGCCAACCGUCUUGUAACGAUCCUAUCCGUGGCAUUAGAGAAGAAAGAAAAUGCCGUGGUUAUUCAUGAUUGCUACGGUGUUAUUAUUGAAGCAUCACUGCAUUCGCGGGUGAUAUGGGAAGCUUUUAUCAAGCAUCCGGAAGUUCCUUCGCUUCACAGGGUACUUCUACUACAAGACGACAGACAGUCAGUCCGAGAGAACAUUUCAAAGAAGAUUGCUUCAAUCUGCGGUGGAGGUCUUCCUUUCACAUGUCCACUCAGCCAAGGCGAAAUCGCUGGGCAGGUCUGGGCAGGUAUUUCUGCUAUCCUUCCCGAUACUGUACUCUACCCGAAGCAGUCCCGAGAACUAUUCACUAUGGCCGAUCAUGUAUUCCACGUCCAAGAUGAGCAUGAACGCAACGAGGGCACCCUCAGAAUGUUCCUGGCCACGUGGAGCGGCCUGCUUCUGAAGCAUAAGCAUGAGGAAAUCGUGGGUCGAGAGGAAACCGACUAUGUUGUUUCGGGCUUCACAAAGCUUCUUCUGAGCUGCAUCAUGUCGCUCAAGUCGUUCAAGAGGCCCAUUAAUGCAAGCGACAUUAUGGAACAGAUUUUCAAGAAAUACAUUUUCACGAGGAGUUCUUCCACGCUAGAAGACGGUGUAGCUCCUGUCCCGAUACUGGAGUCCCAUACGAGGCGUGAACUGUACGAUCUCAUGCUUGCCUUGGUCGACGACAGCAGCACGUACAGCAAUCUUCUCAAGCUUGCCGAGGAGGUAGAGGAUGAAGAUUUUGAUCCCGUCAUGUCAACAAUUUCUGUUGAUCGCUCCGUGGAGAUACGAUCCGGCACCGGCUAUGUGGGGUUGUAUAACCCGCGAGCUAUCUGCUAUGCAAACUCGCUACUGACACAGCUUUUCAUGAAUGUAAACUUUCGAAAGUUUAUGCUCGGCUUGGAGUUGCAGGAACGCGAUGGCUCCCAGAAGCUGCUACUCGAAACGCAGAGGCUCUUCACCAACAUGCAGCACUCCUUCCGCAGGGCUGCUGAUCCACGCAACUUCGCAGCCUGUGUCAAGGAUUCAGAAUCCAUGCCAAUCGAUAUCAGCAUUCAAAUGGAUGCCGAUGAGUUCUACAAUUCCCUCUUUGAUCAAUGGGAACGCCAGCUCAUCAAUGAGACACAUAAGCAGCAAUUCCGUUCCUUCUACGGUGGCCAAACUCUUAAUCAGAUCAAGUCAACGGAAUGUGAGCACGUCUCUGAGCGAGCAGAGCCGUUCUUUGCUGUGCAAUGCGAUGUCUUGGGCAAAUCAACUCUACAAGAAAGUCUCCAAGCUUUCGUUAGUGGCGAUGUCAUGGAGGGCGACAACAAAUACAAGUGCGAGUCGUGUGGCGGUAAAUACGUGAACGCCGUGAAGCGAACCUGCUUCAAGGAGGUGCCCGACAACCUCAUCUUUCACCUCAAACGCUUCGAGUUCGACCUGGUAGACUUCAGCCGUAAGAAGGUUUACGACCAUUUUGAGUUCCCGCCGUCGAUCGACAUCAACGCGUACCACGUUGAUUACCUCAGCGACCCGACCAAGCCACAGGAAGAGGACAUGUUCGAUCUCGUCGGUGUGCUUGUCCACACUGGCACCUGUGAGCAUGGUCAUUACUAUUCUUACAUCCGCGAGCGACCUUGCUCCACUGGCAGUAAGGUACCUGACAGUAAGGUACCUCCUUGGUUUGAAUUUGACGACUCCAACGUCACGCCUUUCGAUCCGGCUGACAUCGCAUACCGCGCAUUCGGAGGCAUGACGGAUGAUACCUACAGCCGGGUACUGAAACAAUACUCGGCAUACAUGCUAUUCUACCAACGCCGUACUGCCCUCGACGCAGAUCAAAGUCAAUGGGUCACUUCUACGAACGAAACAACGCCAAAGGUUCCCAUGCCCAAGGAUCUAGAGCAUGAGGUUGACAUUGUCAACGAGGCGCUUGUCCAAGAGUAUUGCUUACUUGACCCCGACCAUACCGCGUUUGUGCGGCAACUUCAUGUGAUGUCGCGCUCCAUCAAUCAUGGUUCUUGCUCAGAGGAUCACGCUCAGGAGGUGCAUUCGCUUCAGAUUGUGCUUGGGCAUCUCGGUCGCAUCGUCUGGCGCCACCCUAGUUCGGACAUCUUUUGCGAAACACUAGUUCAGCUGCGACGUUCAGUUUUGCCAUGUACGAUGUGCUGCACUAUCGCUCUCAAGUUCCUUGCUGGGGAUGAGCAUGUCUUCUUCAAUCUACUCGUUCGUUGCCCACACGCCAAAGUCAGGUCUCAGAUACGCAACUUUUUCAUCGACUGUCUGAAGGUGGUUCGCGAUCAAGAUCCUGCCAUGUAUGGCUUUGAAGGCAUGGAGAACGAUAUGGACGUCGACUCUCCCAGUCUGAAGGAGGGAGUACUCACAGACGUCACGUCUAGGCUACGUCAAAUGGCGGAUGAGAGCUAUCUCUCAACCCGAGGCUGGGACGAUUUUUACCUCAUGGUGAUCCAAAUCAUAGAGAUGGGUCACUCGGAAACCGCCGCAUUGCUGAAUCAUGGGUUCCUCCAGUUCUGCCUGACAAUGCUUUCUAUGCAUGUUCACAAGAGCUUCCAAGAGAGGAACCCUGAGCUAUGGAGAAUCCUGAACAAGAAGACAGGAAUCUACAAUAGGCUUGUCGCCUGUGCUUCCACCCUACUCUCGCAGAUGGAUACACAUCUACCCGUCAUCGAACGAAACUCGAGUGUAGAUCGACAGGAUACUCUGGAUCGAGAAAGCAUGCGGUUCCCUCUGACAUUUGACGAGAGAGCAAUGCUGUAUUAUUGGGACAACGAGCUCAAGGCAAUUGCAGUCCUGGACAAGGCUUUGGAGAUGUUCGAUUCCUCCAAAGUGGAUCAAUUCUGUCCGGGUGACAUUGUCAAGUCGAUGCUUGGCUGGGCGAACGCGCAAGCCCAGAACAAUCUGUUGAAGACCAUCAACGACGGAAUUGCCCUUGAUCCUCCUUUCUGCGAUGCAUACAUGAGAGCAGGCCUGUCGUUCUGCGAAGCCUCUCCUGCCGUCGACAAUGUCCUGAAGAUCAUCACCGCGGUGACAAAGGCAAUCGCAUCGCAGACCCGGGUUGACGAGGAGCGCCCCCCAGGCGGACCUGCUGUCCUCGGAUUCAUCGUUGGCCUUCUCAACGCAGACAACACGGCCAUCUUCCAGCAAAAGAACCGACAUGUGUUCUUUUACUGGAUCAUGGCGAAGAGCCGCACGUGGGCACCUCCUCUGCUUAUGCAUACAGUGGACAGUGUACGUCACGGUGCAAAUCUCGUCUUGCGGGAGCUUUACAAGACUCAUAACGACUGGCCCGAGGAAUUGGUGCACGCUCAAUGGAGAACGCUCCGCGAACUAGCUAUUGAGAUGAUGCAGCAUAUUCUUUCCGGGAAGAACCAGUGUAUGCUCAAGUCACAUCUGAGUGUACUUAUUGAGGCUUGCGAGUACCUUAUUCAGCAGCUCUUCGACCUGAGCCAAAGCGAGGACCCGGCGUUAGAAGCGUAUCGAGACGAAGUCCAAGAUCCAAGCUGCAUUUUCCAAUGGCAGCAGCACGUUGAGCCUGCUAUAAACUCAUGGCCGCAAGAUGACGGCCUCUCGGCGGGUGAUGUGUAUGAGCAGUCAGAAUUUGGUAGUGAGUCUGAUAUGGAGGACGUGGCCGAUGUUGAUGCAUGA